AUGGGUCGGUUAACCGUUCCCCUCCACCCUUCACCUGCACCCCUUUUCAAGGAGAAAGGGAUUGACGCCGUUUCUGGACGCUCCCUCUCGUUUAGUCAGAUUAAGGACAAAACUCGACGAUUCAGCUCUGCCUUGGUCAAAAGAGGAUUUAAAAAGGGAGACGUCCUUGCCAUUUAUCUCCCAAAUCUCAUAGAAUACCCGAUCAUUUUCCAUGGCGUGGCAUGUCUUGGUGGCGUCAUCACCACUGUUAACCCACAAUACUCGCCCCAGGACCUUGCUCGUCAGCUGAACAUCUCACGAGCAAAAUAUCUCGUGACCAUCCCCUCUCUUGCAGUGCAGGCUUUCAGCUCUGGUACGUUGAAGGGAAUUCGCUCCGUGUUUGUCAUCGGUGAAGCUCAAGGCUGCGAGUCGAUUUCUGCUCUUCUGUCAGAUGAUGGAGAUGCAUUUCCUAAAAUAGUGAAAAUCAACCCAAAAGAAGAUGUAGUGUCUUUGCCAUUUUCAAGUGGAACGACGGGUAUUUCCAAAGGUGUUAUGAUUACACACUACAACCUGAUAGCGCAACUUUGUAUCGUGACCAAACAGAGUACUCCUCCUGACCUGCCUGUGGUGCCAACAGUGUUGAAUGUGUUGCCCUUCUAUCAUACCUACGGGUUAACUCUGAUAAUGGGUUUAUAUCUCUAUCUUGGAGCAAAGGUGGUCCUCCUGUCACGCUUUGAGCCACAGUCUUUUCUACAAGCCAUUCAAGAUUACAAGGUGACAACUCUUCCUCUGGUCCCUCCCUUGGUGCUGUUUUUGACUAAACAUUCCAUGGUAGACAAAUUUGACUUGUCUAGUCUCCAGUCUCUCUCUUCAGGGGCUGCUCCGCUCGCUCGGGACUUGGAAAUAGGUGUUGCCAAGAGGCUACCGAGUUUGGUCGCAGUUCGACAGGGUUAUGGAAUGACAGAAAUGACUAUGGCAUCUCACUCCCUGGGCGUGACCGACAAAAUAAAGACUGGGUCCGUAGGUUUAUUGCUUCCAAACAUGGAGUGCAAGGUCGUUGAUCCUGAAACUGGUAAGAUUCUUGGACCAAACCAGGACGGAGAGAUUUGUGUGAGAGGACCAAUUAUUAUGAAAGGUGUGUGUUUGUCAUAUCGUCCUCAAUCUACUCUCCCUAUCUACAAUGGCCGGUUUCAUCACGUUUGAUAUUCUUAAUCCCUUUUAAUCUUGUCAUUCUUAACUACCCUUAUUAAUUGUCG
Molecule: messenger RNA, 1235 nt
Organism: Orbicella faveolata
Lineage: Eukaryota; Metazoa; Cnidaria; Anthozoa; Scleractinia; Merulinidae
Molecular function (GO): CoA-ligase activity
Source: RefSeq, a predicted model, not a curated record